Asterias rubens (European starfish) is the source of this 4185-nucleotide messenger RNA. Its product is annotated as netrin receptor UNC5C-like. The coding region runs from base 1 to 3132 and encodes 1043 amino acids. Gene Ontology annotation, biological process: netrin-activated signaling pathway. Lineage: Eukaryota; Metazoa; Echinodermata; Asteroidea; Forcipulatida; Asteriidae. The transcript has 15 exons. Gene Ontology annotation, cellular component: membrane. The record is from RefSeq and is a predicted model, not a curated record. Gene Ontology annotation, molecular function: protein binding; netrin receptor activity.
AUGGCAAUUUCUAACAAGAAAGAAUCAGACGUCCCAGAGGAGCUUGUGCAUUAUGCUGUGAAGACCCCGCCCGGGGACACUUUACCAGUCACUGAAUUACCCACCGCCAUUCUUCCAACAUUUUACACGGAACCUGAAGAUGCCUACAUCAUUAAGAAUCGACCGGUAACCCUGUCCUGCAAGGCGCGGCCAGUGGACCAGCUUUACUUCAAAUGUAAUGGGGUCUGGAUGGAUACCAGUCGACUGGAACAUCACGAGACGUUCGAUGAUGUGGAAGAACAACUCAUGGACAUAAGCAUUUCGAUUACGAAGGAAGAUGUGGAGCAGUAUUUCGGUGGGGAUGACUACAACUGCCAGUGUGUUGCUUAUGUGAAUGAAGUACCACAUGAAUCCAGACCAGGUUACGUCCGAAAUGCAUUUCUAAAGAAACUUUUUGAACAAGAGCCUCUCGGAAAACAGGCAGAGCCACAACAGUCGAUCGAGCUACUCUGCCGACCUCCGUCAGGGGUACCAGAUCCUGAAGUAUAUUGGGAGAAAGACAGCGUCCGCAUCGAUAAGUCUGACGGCCACUAUCUCCAAACCCAACAGAGCUUGAUCUUGAACCAGCUGAGACUCUCCGACACGGGGAACUAUACUUGCGUCGCGGAGAACUUGGCGACGAGACGAGUGAGCGAGAAGGCACAGGUUCUGGUCUAUGUUCAUGGCGGUUGGACACCAUGGAGCCAAUGGACAGAAUGUGACGUCACAUGUGGUACAGGACUCAAACAGCGUGCCCGUGCUUGCACAAAUCCUUCUCCAAAGAAUGGAGGCCAUUUGUGCACAGGGAAGGUGACACAGGCCGUGCCGUGUACAGAGGACUGUUUAGUGAAUGGUGAGUGGGGACGUUGGACGGACUGGUCAACCUGCAGUAACGCUUGCAAACAUGUCCGAAGUCGCUACUGCGAUGAUCCAGCCCCUAAUAACGGCGGUCAAGACUGCUUCGGAGAAAACUUUGAAAAGAGAAACUGUACAGGUGGACGAUGUCCCAACCCCAAUCCAAAUGCUCCUGAUGUAACAACAAGUGCUCCACCUCCACCACCAGUUGUAGCAGCUGGAACCAACAAUGGCAAAGGUGGAACGGCAGUUACUAAUGAAGAAGACCCUAAGGUCAAGGAUGGGUAUGAGGAUCAGAUCCCUCUGUAUAUCGGCGUUGCUCUGGCUGCUUUGGUCUUCCUAUUAGUCUUUGUCUUCAUGAUAGUGUGUAUAGCAACGCGCAGGAAGAGACAAGGGACCACUUAUUCAGCUGGUACUACAGAUGAGUGUAACUUGGCUAUGUUAGCCGUUCAGCCAGACAUCACCCAGUCCUCGGCACCGCUCAACAUGUGCACCCACGUAGCCCUCCCGAAUCACACCAUGGAAAAAAUCCAAAUGACCACGUCACCGAUCCUCCAAUCCGAAGCGUACUACGAGGAUCCCAAGGACAUCAAGCCCAACGGAAUGACCGUCACGUUCUCGCCCAAAAACGGCGUCAUGACGCACCUGAACGAUUACUCGUCGGACUCAUCGAACUACGCCGUGCCGAACGGCAACCCCAUCAUCGACCCGUCCAUGCAUCAGUACAUCCCGCUGGUGCCCCCGACGACGCAAGAGUGCUGCCAUCCCAUUCUCCAUAACCGGCCGCCGAUGGACUUACCUUGUCGGAAUCUGACUCAUAAUCCGAACCAGCAGAGGUGCUCGGAGCCGGACGGCGAGGACAACACCACAUUUCAUGAGCGGAGACUCAGAGACUCAGCAGUCCAUUCUUCCGAGGAGGAGAGCCUGUCCCCGAGCUCCCCGUAUGGGUCGGACCACGGAAGGGCUCCCUCUAUUGUCAGUGCAGGAAUCCCGUCGCAUAUAGACUCGCAUUGUAUGUCGUGGGGGAUGGUGAGCCACCGAGGAGGAAGACUAGUUAUACCAGAUGCUGGUAUCAGUAUGUUUAUCCCAGAGGGCGCCCUUCCAAAGGGUCACUCAGAGGACCUGUAUAUUGCCGUCAGCCGUGAUGUGACCGACCGUCCAAGAGUGAGUGGAAAACAGACCAUUCUCAGCCCGGUCAUUAUCUGCGGUCCACCGGGCCUGACCUUUGCCAAGCCGGUCAUUAUAACGACACCACACUGCGCUAAUGGCAUGAGGGGAGAGUGGAGGUGUUCUGUAUAUAGCAAUAUGUGCCGCUCUGGAGAAAAAGCGUGGGAGAAAAUUGCCAUAGUGGGAGAGGAGACUAUAAACACACCAAUCUUCUGCCAAGUGGACAAGAGACAGUGUUCCAUCGUGACGGACCAGCUCAGCUGGUUUGCCUUCGUGGGUGAAUCGCUGCCGAGCCAGGCAGCCAGUAAAGUACUUAAGAUCGCUGCCUUUGGGCCCAUACUCCGAGCUAUGAUGGAUUACUGCGUGAAGGUGUACGUCAUGGAAGAUACGCCGGACACAUUGGAGAAUGUGAUCCAGAUUGAGCAGAGAUUAGGUGGCCGACUCCUCCACAGACCCAAGCAGCUUUACUUCACCGACACAGGUCAUAAUCUCAUACUUUCCAUCGAAGACGUCAUGCCCGGCUGGCAGAGCAAAGUCGCCUCAAACUUCCAGGAAAUCCCCUUUUAUCACAUUUGGAGUGGUGCCUCCAAUACCCUGCACUGUGCCUUCACACUAGCCAGAGUUGACCCCGCCAUCAAUAUAGUCAGAUGUCGUAUCGAGGUCAUGCAGGGGUCAUCACCCAACAGCCGGCAGGUCAUCGACAUAUCAAGAUGUGUGGAUGAUAUGUCAUGUGAUCACGGUCAUUCGGAGCCCGACGUAGCCAACUGUAGUUCAGGGUAUGGGUCAAUGACCUUAGAAGCCCCCAACAAAGCCUUCCGAUUGUCUAGGCCGUUCCGAGCCCAGCUUUGCACGUUACUAGACCCACCGAGAAGUAGAGGCAAUGAUUGGAGGAUGCUGGCAUCGAAGCUAGGAGUAGAUGGCUACAUCAACUACUUUGCAAUUAAGCCCAGUCCAACCGACCAGAUCUUAGAUCUCUGGGAGGCGAGGCAUCGAGAAGAAGGAGCCGUCUUAGACCUGGCGAGAGUUCUCCAGGAGAUGGGUCGUCAAGACGCUCUAGCUGUUGUGGAGAAACAACUUGGAGCAUGGAUGUAAAAACAUAUUCCAAAAGUGUCAGACUAGUGUCGCAAGGAUCUGUACAGGGCCCGGUUUCAUUAAGCUGUUUAGCAGAAUACUUGGCAAAUUUAUUGGAGUACCAGUCACAGCAUUGUCAAACUGUUAUACGGGCGUAAUUAAUUUUGCCCAGAUCCUGACGAUUAUUGAGAGGAAAUAUGUAAUGGUCUAAAAGUUUGAUGCUUACAUUUUGGGGUGAAAUUCGUUGGGUCUAAAUCAAUCAAUCAAUCAAUUAGUCAAUCGAUCAAUAAGCAAUUGUGGAUCAUUGGCACAAUCCACCUGUAUACCUUAUUGUCUUUUUAGCCUUAUUGUCUAUUUCAGUUCCUUAAUUUACCCUUACCAAUAUUAUUAACAAUGCAGUUUUUAAAAAGACAUUCAUUAAUAAUGCCUUUACUUCCAAUGCAGAUAAUAUUGUCUUUGAAAACUCCCCUUUUUCAGAACUAAUUUAAACCCAAGAUUUGUUUAGCUCAGAUUUUGCCAAGAAAUGCAGGAUUUACGGACGAAUUGCCAAGAGCUUAUUUAGACACAUAAAUGACCUGAAAUGCAAAAAUUAAUAACAACUAUUAAUGUGCCUACACAAUUCAGUAGGAUCCCUUCCUAUUUUGCAUAAAAUUGUUCUUUUCCCUCUUGAUUUGAUAAAUCAUUUUUAAUAUAACCUUUCAACUGUUAUAAAACAUAAGAAUAGACAUCAAUAUUGGGAAAGCAACAGUACAAACCAGAAGGGUUUACUUAGUUGGUGGAGUCGAGUGAUUGUAGAGUGGCAUAAAAUUCAAACAAACAUCUUGGAAGAAAAACAGACUGAUAAAAUCAGUUUUAGACCAACAGAAGUGUCAUGAGUAAAAGAUAAACCCAGGAGAACUUAUGUCAAAUGUCCAUAGCCUAUAAAUACUUUAUGUGUAUUGAUUUGAUAUUCCCUGUUUACAGAGUUCCAGUGCCUGUGCGAGCUUAGGUAAUGCCAACAAAGUUAAAGGCAGUGGACGCUAUUGGUAAUUACUCAAAAUAACUUUUAGCAUAAAAAACUUACUUGGUAACCAG